This is a messenger RNA of Serinus canaria (Common canary), 6052 nucleotides long. RefSeq names its product TNF alpha induced protein 1 (gene TNFAIP1). NCBI's taxonomy places the organism in Eukaryota, Metazoa, Chordata, Aves, Passeriformes, Fringillidae. Bases 1004 to 1948 code for a protein of 314 amino acids. Gene Ontology annotation, cellular component: Cul3-RING ubiquitin ligase complex. Gene Ontology annotation, biological process: protein ubiquitination; proteasome-mediated ubiquitin-dependent protein catabolic process; protein homooligomerization. The record is from RefSeq and is a predicted model, not a curated record. The transcript has 6 exons. Gene Ontology annotation, molecular function: ubiquitin-protein transferase activity; protein binding.
CGUGUCAAAAGGGGUAAUUAAAGAUCUCUGGCUGUUUACAGCAGAGGCCUCACAGCUCCUCAGUGACCGCUUAGAGGAGUUGUGCUGGCUCCUUCCCGCGCUGGCUGGGCAGGGGCAUUAGCUUCUUUGCUGGUGUUUAGCUUCGUUCUUCGGUCCGAGCAGUGAGAAACUGCCUGGAGGGACGGCACUGACCGCCAGCUCUUCUGAGGAGCUCGGUCGGACAGGCUGGAUUCCUGACUCCUCACAGGUUCGGUCUGGCUGCUGUUAUAAACAUGCCACUGUACUAAAAAGGGGAUUUUGAGGGUUUAAAGCAAGGUAUCAGUGGUGGGGAGUCUUGUUUAUUUUCUUUUCAAUUUAGAACCAUGUUCACUGGUCGGGGCUCCAGGAUGAAGCAGGAGAGUUUUGAAUGAAAGGAGUUACCAGAAAAUAGAACCUUAUGGUCCAUAAGUGUUGAGGCAUUUGAAGAGACAUUUGUGUCUCCAGUUUGAAGUCAAACUAAGGUUAACAAGCACUGCUCAGGGGGAUGCACACACACCCCAGCUGAAGGAGAGGCAGGAAGCUCUUCCAGGGCAUUUCAGCUGGGCUCAGAGAGAGUUGGGCUCUGUUGGGAAGCCAGGGGGGGACUGAAUUCCAGCAGCGUGUGAGCCGGGCCCUCCUGCCGUGUGGUGUUUGCAGUGUUGGCUGGAGAUAGGACAACAGGAAGUCGGGAGAGUUUCACGUGCCUCAGAAGUGUGACACAACACUGGCUGCAUCAAAUGUCUGAAAAAUGGCUGAAUCGUGUUUUGUCAGGUUGUGUGGAGCUGUGUCCUUAGGAAGUGUCUCUUCCGCAGAGUGACAUCCCGGUCUGUGUGUGGAGUGGCCGUGCUGACCCCCGGCCGUGCUGACCCCUCGGUGAUGCCGGCCCCUGCCCCGCCGUCCUGGCGGGCUGAGGCGUGACAGCAGCACCACGGCGGGGCCGGCCCGGCCCACGCGCUGCAGGGUGGUCAUCUACCUGCAGAAGGACAUGUCGGGGGACACCUGCCUGGGCAGCGCCCUGUGCCCGGCCACGGGCCACAAGCCCAAGGCCGGCGGGCUGAAGGGCGGCAGCCUGGGGAACAAGUACGUGCGGCUCAACGUCGGGGGCUCCCUGUACUACACCACGGUGCAGGUGCUCACCAGGCAUGACACCAUGCUCAAGGCCAUGUUCAGCGGCAGGAUGGAGGUGCUCACCGACAAGGAAGGCUGGAUCCUCAUAGACCGGUGUGGGAAGCACUUUGGAACAAUUUUAAACUAUCUCAGAGAUGACACAAUUGCACUUCCAAAACACAGGCAGGAGAUCAAAGCAUUGAUGGCAGAAGCCAAAUACUAUCUCAUCCAGGGCUUAGUGGACAUGUGCCAAGCAGCCCUGCAGGACAAGAAAGACUUGUAUGAACCUGUCUGCAGCAUCCCUAUUAUCACCUCUCCAAAAGAAGAGGAGAGACUGAUAGAGUCAUCAAUGAAACCUGUUGUUAAACUGCUGUAUAAUAGAAGCAACAAUAAGUACUCCUACACCAGUAACUCUGAUGACAACUUGCUGAAGAACAUCGAGCUGUUUGACAAGCUGUCCCUGCGGUUCAACGGCAGGGUGCUGUUCAUCAAGGACGUGAUCGGGGACGAGAUCUGCUGCUGGUCCUUCUACGGGCAGGGCCGCAAGCUGGCCGAGGUGUGCUGCACCUCCAUCGUCUACGCCACGGAGAAGAAGCAAACCAAGGUUGAGUUCCCCGAGGCACGGAUCUAUGAGGAAACCCUGAACGUGCUGCUGUACGAGACGCCCCGAGUCCCGGACAACUCCCUGCUGGAGGCCACGAGCCGCAGCCGCAGCCAGGCCUCGCACAGCGAGGACGACGAGGGCUUGGAGCUGCGCGAGCGCGUGCGCCGCAUCCACGUCAAGAGGUACAGCACCUACGACGACCGCCAGCUCGGCCACUAGCUGGGCCGGGCCCUGGGCAGGCUCCAGCUCACCCCCUCGUCCCCGGGCAGAGGGGGAUCCCUGGACAGCGAACUUCACGGGGCGCCUCGGCCCCCUGGAAAAGCAGCGGGGAUCUGUGUGCGCAAAGCUGCGCUAAAGGCCAAGGGCUUGGAGAACUGAGGUGUGAGUUGUGCACCUUGUGCUUUACCUGCAGGCUGGCCCCUCUUCCUGCUGGGGAGGGGGACGUGGAACGCUGGCUCUCGGGUUGUGGUUGCUCUUUCCUGUCUAACGAUUUGCCAGUUUUCCCCUUGCUGUGACCAGCACUGCUCUUCCUGAGUCAGGUGGGGCGGUUUGAACAGCUCUUUCCAGACAGCUGCCCUUUCAGAGCCUUGUGUAAUGGAACUUGCAGUUAUUAAAUCAAGAUACUGAAGAGAGAGCUUGAAUGUGGCUGCUCUUGGCAGACCCUACAUGGGAUAACCCCCAGGAGAAACGUUUAGCUGGCCAGUCAGCUGCACCUGUGCUCUCCCACCCCUGUCCCCCGAACACCUGCAGAGGUUUGUGUUCCAGGAAAAUGUCUUUAAAACUCAUUGAUUCCAAGGCAAGCUCUUACAAAGUGGUAAGAAUCAAGUCAUCAGCCUCUCCAUGAGAAAAAUGGAAAUCUCUGAAAAUGUAAAUGUGUAGGUAAUGACUUGUCCUGGGAGAGAGGGAAAUGGGUGUGGUGAGGGAAAAAACCUGAAGUAAGCAAACUUGAGCAGAUUGUGGCACUGUUGCCCUGGUUGAAGCUUGUCUCUGUGAAAUCCUGUUUAUAUAAACAAGGGCAAUCUGGGGAAUUGGUUUUACAUUCUUUUCCUCCUGUGGCCUAAAAGUGCUAUUUGAUGUUAAAUUUCUCAAGCAGCGGGGGAAAAAUUGCAGUGGCUGGAGAAGUACAGGCAAACAGUAUUUUCUAAGGCUAGAACAUGUGAAUUCAAGUUCUGUGUCCUGAAUCCCUUUUAGAGGGUAGAAGUUAAGGAAGAAAAACAUCUGUGAAAAUAUUGUUCUAGCCUGGAACUGCAAGAGGAUUUGGGCGCAGGAGAGAGGUGGCUUACACUGGAUCUUAAACUGAAAUAAGUCUGCUCUGAAAAUUCGGAAAUUUCUGGAAAUUUUCUGGAAACGGUUUCAAGUUCAGUAUGAAAAGCCAUUGUAUUUUUAAACAUUUGCCUGUAUGUUUGAGGUGUAGGUAGCAGUUUUGCCACUGUCAUGGUUAUUGCUGCUGGCUGCCCACUGGAGCCAGGGAUAUUUUGGAUAUAUUCCACAGCUGCCUUUGUGUUCCCAUGUCAUACUCGGUCACGAAGCUCCUGAUUCCACAAUGGUCACUCCUGAACUGCUUUGACCAGUGCCAAAUCCACCUGUAAGAUUUAAAGAAAAUUACUGCAGAAGCCUAACAGCAAAAUGAUCCCAAAUUAUUGCAGGGAGUUCCUAAGGAGAAUUGAGAUCUAGAUGGUUUGGGAGUAAUAGAAGCAGGGGAGGGAACAAAAAAUUAUUUGCACUCAUUAAGGUUUUUGAAAAUUAAAAUGUUGUGGAUUAGUAAGAAAACACUAACAGACUUCUUGGAUUUUCUUGCCUCUACAUGUGGCAGGAUUCACUUCAUUCUUCUCACCUUCAGGAAGCAGCAUUGCACAGGGAUGCACCUGCCUUCUUGUGAAAGGCCUCUUGAAGUCUCUAAUAAUCCUAGCAGUCUCUUUUUUAUUUCUUUCUGUAAGUUUUUGUUUUCCAGCUGGUUAUUCUGUUAUGCCAGGGAAAAUACAGCUGUUGAGAUUUAGUUUCAACAAAGAUUUUUGUGGUAUUUCUCUCUAAUUCUGCUAGAGUGUGAUGUGGAUUUUUAAAUUUUUUUCCCUCCACUAAUGCUAUUUAAUUAGAAGGCACCAGCAGAGGCUGCAAUGAUGGGGUCUUUGUGCUGCAUUUAAUAGCUUCAAGUUAUUGUCUUGUACUUUUUCUGUCUUGUAACAAAGGCUGAUGCCAUAUAAAAAACAUGUGGCACUUCUGUUUCUUGAAAAAUGAUUUCUGUUAUUUUUUUCUUGUUACUAUCGUAGUGUAUGUUAACAGAGUAAGUAAGUGAUGCUGAUAGCCUUACAAAACUGUGUUUAAAUGAAGUUAUAAGCAGAAAAAUGUCAUAUUUGCCUUUUUUUUCUGGGAAGGAGUGUGUGAAAGAGAAUGUCAGAUCCCUGUGCUACUCCAGAGGCUUUCUGUGCUCACAGGAUUCAUGAACAAAAUGGACCCAACUUUGAAUUGUUACACUGUAAAAAGCAGAGAAAAGCCUGUGUUUUGGUUUCAUUUUCCUUUCCCUAUUUCCCAUGGCCAGCAAGCAGUAUUCAUUUCUGAUUUGAAUUUAGAUUAAUUAACCUGGGAAGCAGACAGUUUCGAGAGCCAUCUGGGUUGUGAGAAUCUUUUACCAAGUGCAAAGGAUCUUCUUGGUGUUUGUGGAACGUGGAGUAUCAGUAGGAACUGUCAGCAGCUAUGCACGUUUGAAAUACGUGCAGAUAUCCUUUUCAUUUCUCUGUGGGUUCUCCUGAGUCCUGUGUGUCUGGAGCUGCUCCAGCACGGGGUGUCACUGAAUCUGCCUUGCCCCAGAAUCCUGCCCUGCUCCAGUCUCUGUCCCACCAGGUUCUGAUCAGUUCCAGUACUGCAGCUGAGAUGUCACACAUGCUUUGUAUUCUCACCUGAAGCAGUCUUUGCAUGAUGAAGGCUAUUAAUUAUUGUGACAGGAAUGUUCUAGGCAUUCUAGAACAUGAGUUUACAGCCAGUGUAGGGCAGGAGCAGCAGCAGGGAGCAGGAUGGCACAGUCUAAAGGCAGCAUUGAUGGGUUUGCAGUGAGCUCUCCAAGGAUCUCUGCUCAAAUUUAACACAGAUUAAGACAAUACAGGUUUCUAAUUAUAUGUGUUUGUCUGCAAGUUGAGAUUUGUACUGACUUCACCCAGACCAUCCCCAGUGGGUGCAUGAACAGUGUGCCCGGGAAUUUGGAGUGGCCUUUGGGAGAAAAAAGAGCCUUUUUGCUCCUCUUGUAGGGUGGGAAUUGUAACCACAUUAGCUGCCAUUCUUACAGGACUUGCUGUCCCUCCUCACUCCUAAAUUGAGUGAAAGCUUUGUGCAUUCAGGCAGUGCCCUGGAUGAGGGAGGGAGUGAGUGGGAGUGCCAGCUGUGCCCAGCCCUGUCCAGAGGGCCACGGGGUGUUUCCCACGCGGAGUGCCAGUGCCCUGCCAGCCCCUCGGGCCCUCUGCAGGGGGGGAGGCUCGGGCUCAUGGGGCAGCAGGCUCAGAGGAGAGAGCUCUGCAGGGCUCAGCUCAGCACCCGGACCAAAGUCACUGCUUAACCUUCUCCUUGACAUUCUGAACAGGAGACAUUUGUCCUGCUGCCAUCUCCCACUCCAGUGACUUUUAUCUUUUGCACUUUCUGGUUAAAACAGAAAAUAAGUGAUGGACAGGGAGGGUGUUGCAGGGGCCGUGCUGUCACCCAGAGCUGCGUUUGAGUGGGCAUUGCUUACUGUGGGCUUGGUUUGAUUUUGUUCUUCUCGAGGUUUUUCAUUUUCAGACAGAAUCCUCUCCAGGCAAUGCUGGAGAUACACCUGAGCUGGAUGGCUCUGCCCAGCAGCCCCUGCCUUACACAAUGAGGUGGUGUUCUGAGACAAUCCUUGGCAUUCACCUGGCAGCCCCUUCCCCUGUGCUGUGGGACAGGCUGUGCCUGGAGGCAAGUCCUGCUCCAGCUCUGCCCUCCUCAGGGACAGACGGCAGGCUCUCUUUUCUGCGUGUGUGUCACUUCUCAUCCAAUGGAAUGAGUAAGACCCUCCCCUACCUCACAGGGUGGCUGACGCUUAAUUUGUUUAUUGAGAGUAAAGGAUUCUUUGGGAUUUCUAUGAUGUUUUAUAUCCAGAGGAUAACAAAUAUGAUUGCUGAUCUUGUUUAAAUUGACAUUCUGUGAUCAAGUUAUUUUCUUAGAGAUUCAGUCUUCGUUUUAUUUUCAUGCCUAACUUUUAAGGGUCAGUUUUACAAUCAAUUAUCUGAUGAUUAAAGUAUUUCACCUGUGCAUUAAAAGGAAAUAGAACACUAAUUUUUAAUAAAGUGUUAUAUUUUGUCCUCUGUGAUUUUUCUCCAA